GAGCCGUUCAAUAGACUCGGUUCCCAUCGUCACCGCUCUCCUGAAGAAGAAGCGGAGCUGCAUCACCGUCGCCAGUGAAGGGAGCAGGCCGACAGACGGACACACAGACAUGGGGAAGAAAAGCCGCCUCACCGGAGGAGCGGUCGGUCGGAGGACGAUCCUACAGCUGUCUCCUCCCGGGCUCCGCGGCGGGAACACCGGGGAGAGGGAAGAAGCGCCCUCGGGAUCCGACGAUGAACAGGAAGGCGAUGGCCCCAAAUUCGUGAGAGCAAUACGCACAAACAUGAAGGCUCCUGCAGUAAAGGCCACAGAGGGGCUGUCUUUGCUUGGAGCCUACGAGGACAGCGAUGAUGAGGAAGCCGGAGAUGCUCUUUCAGCUGCAAAUUCUCAACGUAACCAGUCGACUGAUAUUGACAGCACGUUGGCCAAUUUCAUGGCUGAGAUUGAUGCAAUCACCACUCAGCCAAGUUCAGACGAUGCAGCACCUCAUUCUUCAGUCCCGACUACCGCCCCUCCCAGACCUGAGGCCAAUGCUCAGCAACCCGCUGCCGGUGGAGAACAGAGUCAACAGAGCACAGAGUUUGAGUACGACACUCAGUACUCACUAGCCGGAGUGGGCGUAGAGAUGGGAGACUGGCAGGAGGUAUGGGACGACAACUCGGGCUGCUACUACUACUGGAACACUCUGACCAACGAAGUAUCCUGGGAGCUGCCACACUAUCUAGCUGAUCAAGUGCAAAGCCUGGGGCAGUAUGCCAACAGCUCUAGUGUCAAUGGCAACGGGACAGUGCAUGCAGGUUAUCCCACUGAGGAAAGCGCUGCAUCCACUGCAGCACCGACAUUAAUGAAAGAGACCAAAGUGAAGGAGGUAAUUGAGAGUGUUGUAGGCCUCACGAGCGAAGAGGAGGACCGCCGUGGAGUGGCUGCAUCUCUGCUCGGUCCUCUGAUCCCCUCUGAGGUGAAAGAGGCAGAAGAAAAAUGGAGAAAAAGGCUGCUUAAAGGGUUGGAUGAGCCUGAGAACAGUUUGGAUUCGGAUGGAGAAGGUAUCCGCCCUGCAGGAUCCCCCGCUGCCCCCCUGCAGGAACCUGACGCAGUCCCCGCGGUCCAGAAGGAACCUGGCACAAAGAAACAAUCGGGAGACAACUCGGAUGCUGAGGAAACAGAGGAGGACACAGUGGAACUGGAACUAGCGCUGGAGAGGAAAAAGGCUGAGCUACGAGCGCUGGAGGAGGGUGAUGGGAGUGUAGGGGGCUCCAGUCCUUGUUCUGAGACAAGCCAAGAAGCCUCUGGUUCUCGCGGUGUUCCCCUGAAGAAGAACCGAUGGAAGACUGCCUUCCCAUGUGCUGCCAGCCCCGACUCCAACAGCCGAGGCUCAGACCUGCAGGACAACACCGAGACAGCACCUGCUAAAGUCCUAGAAAGUGUUGUGGAAGGAGAAGACAAGGAAACGGACAGUUCGGAGGAGAAAACUCUUUCAAAACCCCCGGUUAAAGAAGAAGUGGAAACGCCUGAGCUCAAGUUUCAGAUUGGACAACUGGCUAACACCUUAACCAGCAAGAUGGAGUUCCUGGGGAUAAACAAAAAGGCGAUCUCAAACUUUCAGUUACUUCUGCUACAAACUGAGACUCGGAUUUCUGACUGGAGGGAGGGCGCUCUGAACGGGGUCUAUCUUCGCCGCAGGCUGCAGGAAGCUGCUGAACACAUAAAAUAUUACGAACUUAACGCCACCCCUAAAGGCUGGUCCUGCCACUGGGACAGAGAGCACAGGCGGUACUUCUAUGUGAACGACCGGACCAGUGCCUCCCAGUGGGAUUUCCCAACAGAGGAGGACGAGGACCUAAAGGGCGGCCAAGGUAGCCAGACACAGACUUCCGGCCAGGGGGAUACCAAAGCAGCAUCUGCAUCUGCGGGUGGGGUCACAGGAUCUGCAACUGCUCCCCCGCCACCAGCGCCUCCUCAACCCAGUGCACCAUUUUUCUGGUCCCCAUCUCAACCUCCCCUUCCUGACAGCCCACCUCCGCCUUCCAACUACCCGCCGCCUCCGCCUCUCCCCCCGGGCUCCCCACCUCCACCGCCUCCCCCUCCUGACAGCGAUAGCGAGAUCAUGGAGGUGGAGAUGGAGAUGGAUGAUGACAAUGACGCAGAGCCUCCGGCCCCUGGAACCGAGGAAGACGGCAGUGGGAGGCCUCCUCUACCUCCAGGCACUGCUAGCAUUAAGAUUGUGGAGUCGUCGGGCCCCUUGGGGAAGGGUCAGAAACGCAAAGCCAGCCAGAUGAAUAAAGCCAUUACUAUCGGCAGCAGUCCCAUUCUCUACACCCAGCCUGCUGCCAGUGCAGCUCCUAUAAUGUCAGCAACUGCCUACUGGGGCGUCCCGGCUGUCGUUGCCCCUUUGGUCCCAUGUGAACCUCCUCCCCCGCCUGUCCCAGCACUACCACCUCAACCACCACUGCCACCAUCCCAGCCGCCCUGUGAACCUCCAGGAGCCAAAGCUGUGGCCACAGACAAGACCAAGAAAACAAAAAAGGAUAAGUCAAAGAAGAGUAAGAUCAAAAUGCCUUCGCUGGUGAAGAAGUGGCAGAGCAUCCAGAAGGAGUUGGAUGAGGAAGAGAAGAGCAGCUCCAGUGACGAGGACCGAGAUCAGCUGAAUAAGAAGAGUAUCGAGGAGUGGAAGCAACAGCAGUUCGUGACAGGAAAAGCUUCAAAGAAUGCUAACUUUGAGGCACUUCCUGAUGACUGGCGGCAGCGACUGAAGAAAAAGAAGGUGGCGAAUAACACGUAACAUCUGGAUUGGGUCCUACUUCGACCAAUACAACGUUUUUUAAAAAAAUCCACUCCAACCAUUACCACAAAGGUCGCCCUUCCCCUGCUUAAGUUUUGUUUAAUGAUCUGUGGACUUUCUUUUACAUUUUCUUUGGCCAUGAUGAAGACAUUUCGAGGCCCUUACAUGGCAGGCCAUUCACCGAAAGGGUUUGAAUGUCAGUUUCUUUUUUCUUUUCUUUUUUUAGCCAUUAUUGUAAAUGUGCCAAAUGUCUCGAGUUCAUCAGAAAUACUUCAACACUGUUUUGUAUAGACCCCAUAUAGAGGACCACCACAGUUUGUUUGGAGGGAUUAUCUAUUUUAUUGAACAUUUUUACAACUGUGUACAUACAAUGUAUAAUGGGAUAAGCCAUGUUUUUGGAAGGGGAGGGAACAUCACUGAACUUGUACAUUUUGUAAAAAGUUAUUAAACUGUUUUUCCAAAGUCA
Morone saxatilis (striped sea-bass) is the source of this 3245-nucleotide messenger RNA. RefSeq names its product formin binding protein 4 (gene fnbp4). The coding region runs from base 110 to 2779 and encodes 889 amino acids. Lineage: Eukaryota; Metazoa; Chordata; Actinopteri; Moronidae. Gene Ontology annotation, molecular function: protein binding. The transcript has 17 exons. The record is from RefSeq and is a predicted model, not a curated record.